Messenger RNA from Dreissena polymorpha, 6487 nucleotides. Its product is annotated as macrophage mannose receptor 1-like. NCBI's taxonomy places the organism in Eukaryota, Metazoa, Mollusca, Bivalvia, Myida, Dreissenidae. Gene Ontology annotation, molecular function: signaling receptor activity. The transcript has 46 exons. The record is from RefSeq and is a predicted model, not a curated record. Bases 183 to 5915 code for a protein of 1910 amino acids.
CAACCAUGAUGAUCGACCGAUAUCCCUCAUAACGACUAACCUGUCGAGGGUGUCAUAGUGUUCGGAGUCUGUAUUCGUAUUGUGCAUUCCGUGAAAUGGAUGUUAUGUGAUUGCCUUAGAUGUGUCAUUUUUUGUUUUUUAAUCUUAAAUUUUGGUAUAUUUUUUAAAACUUGAAAAUAAGCAUGGCACAUCUUCUUCAAGUCAUCAUAUCGAUAUUAAUUACAUCUCAAUACGUAUUUUGCCAGAAGUGCCCCUUCAACUGGUAUGCUCAAUCGGACACUAGUAGCAAGUGCUACAGGGCCUUCUUAACAGAUCUGCGAUCCUGGGAGGAUGCCCGGUCACUGUGUAGCAUACACGGAGGAGACUUCCUGAAAAUAGAAUCGCAACAGGAAAUGGUGUGGAUAUUCGGUCAACUGCAGAACUUGGUGAUAACCAACCGCACCCUGAACGGCUCAAGCUGGUGGAUAGGCCUCAAUAACAAGCAGGUGGCCUCAACAUGGGCAUGGGCAGAUAACUCCAAUGUGGCCAACUUCGUAACUAGCAAUUGGGCGCCGGGUUCACCUGCCGCAAGCGAUUCCAAGCAUUGCGGGUUGGUCGGACUACAGAACAAAUUUACGAACGACAACUGCACCGCGCCGCACCAUUGGAUCUGUAACAAGGACCGAGGGGCGCCAAUGACCUGCGAUGCGGACAACAAUUGGCAGUCGCUGAACGGGGCUUGCUACAAAGUAUUCCAAGCCAAGAACACGUACAAUCAAUCCAAGUCGACAUGUAACCGGUAUAAUGCAGACCUGACCACUGUGGAUGACCCGAACGUCGAGAUGCUUCUGUCCGACUUCGCCGUAAACAACAAAUUGUCCAUGUGGAUAGGACUCGAGGCCAGUGGUACCGGACCGUCGUGGACGUGGAAAUGGUACAACGGUUCCACACCUACCGCUACCUUCUGGAACACCUCCAGUCCGCCUGGAAAUUCACAGGGUUCGUGCGCUGUUCUUUCGUACACGCUUCCGUACCAGAGCGCUUGGAUCCCGGCUCAGUGCACAGACCGCAAUGGAUUCGUCUGCAGGAAACCACAGGGAACCUGCGUACCCGGCUGGAUCGGACACAGGACCACGUGUUACCAGUUCAACAUUCAUUACAAACUGAGCUUUUUAGACGCAACGUUAUUUUGUAGUCAACAAGGGGGACAACUGCUAAAAAUUUCUAGCGAUGCUGAUCAAGCCUUCAUCAACACUUACCUUGACGAGAUACGUGACAGCGAAAUUAACUCGUUCUGGAUAGGAGCCUCCGAUGACAACGGGACUAAUAACGGAAUGAUAAAAUGGCGAGAUGGAACUUUUUUAACCUACAAGCACUGGAACAAUGGACACCCAGUCAAAUUGCCGGGAAAACAGGAUUGCGCCGAUAUACAAACCCAGGAUACGGCUGGCUUUUGGCGCAUGAGUCACGACUGUAGCCAAGUGAAACCGUUUGUGUGCCAGAUAGGAACGGGACUUCCGGUGAAACCCCUCGCAUCGACACCACCACCGCGCUACGGCUGUCCUCAGGGUUGGGCCCAGGCUAAAGACGUCUGUGUCAAGGUCGGAGACAGGCAAUUCACUUGGUCUCAAGCCCGGGCAGCGUGCCAGAACAUGUCCACCGGGGCUGAUCUGGCCCUGAUAUCAAGGCAGGACAUACAGUCGAAAAUUAACGGUUUGACUAAUAGAGCGACUAACUACUGGAUAGGUCUCAACGACCGGGCCGUAGACGGGACUUACAUCUGGAACGAUGGACAAAUACAGUUUCAGGCAGCUCAGUAUGCCAACUGGAAGCCAGGUCAGCCCGACAACGCAAACUUCGUCCAGAACUGCGUUGCUCUUGACCACCAACAGUGGAACGAUUUCGACUGUUCACGAGCCAAACAAUUUGUAUGCACGAAAAUAGCAGACAGUAUAUUUCCAAGCCCCCCUCCGACUACACCAGCUACGGAUUGGUCCGUCAAGUGUGGGCCCGGUUGGGACAGUAAUCCUCUGUCCCCGUUCUGUUACAUGUUCGUGGAUCAGCCCCUGUCGUGGACUGACGCUCAGACUGAAUGCAGGAAUCACCAAAGUGACCUGCUGUCCAUAGAAACCGUCCAGGAGCAGGCGUAUAUCGCAGGUCGUCUGUCCUCUCUGAAUUCCAUCGCGGUCUGGACGGGCGCGAACGACCGCAGUACGGAGGGCGGCUGGAAAUGGUCCAACAGUCAGCCCUUCGCCUACCUGAACUGGGCCCCAGGACAACCGGCCGCUACGAACGGUCAGGGCACAGAUUGCGUGGCGAUGUUGACGAGUAGCGCACUGUGGGAUGACGUCGACUGCACGAGCCGCAAUGGUUACGUGUGCGAGAAACCAGGAAAUCUCCCUACCGCGCCUCCCACCCCGGCCCCGACAAUAAGUGUACCUGCGGGCAUGGUGCUAGGCUGCAACGUGGGGUGGCUGCCCUACAAGAACAACUGCUACAGGAUCAUUAGAAACCCAAGCACGUGGCAGGACGCCCAGAUCACGUGCGGCAGAAAUGGCGGGACCCUGGCGAGCAUUCUUGACCAGAAUGAACAGAACUUCAUCCAAGGAAACCUGCCAAAACCUGUUCUGUCGUGGGACGGUUUAUGGAUCGGACUGAACGACAUUGCCGCUGACAACUUCUUUGUCUGGUCCGAUGGACAGACGGUCACUUAUACGAACUGGAAUGUCAACGAACCUAAUGACUUCAGUAACCGUAAUGAAGAUUGUGUUGAAAUGAGGCUUGACGCAGGACGCUGGAACGAUGAAGUUUGCUCCAUGGUCCGUCCUGGUAUGAUCUGCAAGACGUCGAAAACCGCCGUGUCCGCAACGCAAGCGCCGUACCAAAUCGGCUGUCCCCUGAAUAGCAUCGGUUUCGGGCAGUUUUGCUACAAGAAAUCAUACAACCAGGCGCUUUCGUUCGACGCCGCCAAUACCGCGUGUGCCCGCCAGUUGAAUGGCACACUGGCUACAGUGUACGGCAGAAUACUUCAAGCGUUUUUAUCGUCCAAUCUUCUGGUGUAUACACACGGUUACUACUGGAUCGGCCUGUCAGACAGGGCACGAGCUGGGACGUACGCCUGGAGCGACGGAAGUGCCCUUGCCUACACGAACUGGGUCAAUACCCAUACAGGAAACGAACGCUCCACAUGCGUCUCCAUGCAGUCAGACGGCAUACCUGGGCUCUGGCUGAAUCAGCAAUGUAACCAAAGCAACCAGUUUAUCUGCCAGUUCCCCAGACAAGGGUUCCCUCUACCAACAACCGCGCGCACCACGCUCUCAAACCUACCCUGUCCGUCGGGAUGGCUGGCGAAUGGCCCUAAUUGUUUAAAAGCGUUCGCGGCACAAAACACAAGCAGGAAUUGGAUGCAGGCACGAAUAUACUGCCAGGGUCUGGGGGGAGACCUGCCUAGUUUCCAUAGCAACUACAACGACUCCAUCCUGGCAACACUGCUUGCAAAGUACAACAGAUCGAUGUUCUGGAUUGGUCUAAACGAUCGAGGGAGAGAAGGAGGCUAUGUUUGGAGCGACGGAAGUGCCGUUGACUACACGAACUGGGCAGAUAAGCAGCCCGACAACUUCAAUAAUAACCAGGACUGUGUACAAGUGGUACCCAGCCUGAAGUGGAACGACCAGACCUGCUACGCCGUCACGAAGUUCAUUUGCGCGAUACCUCGAGGUACUAUUCUGACCCCUGCAACUACACUCCCAACGGGGAUAACAUCGUCGGUGUGCGGUGCAAACUGGCUGCUCUACAACAACAGCUGUUACUCUACGAGCCCAGACACGGGAGAUAACUCGACCGUGUCCUGGUACGACGCCCAGACCUACUGUAACGCCCAAGGCUCCAAUCUGGCCAGCAUCCAUGACGUCAAUGAGAAGAAUUUCCUCACAAGCAUGGUCCUUAAUUUUACGAAAAAGGAAUACUGGCUCGGGUUGAACGCCCUGGAUAAUAUUGGAUUCAAGUGGGUAGAUACCAGCGCUGUGGACUAUGUCAACUGGGCUCCCACGGAACCCAACGACUUCUAUGGCAUGGAAAAGUGCGUAACCAUGUUCAGGCUUAACGGUCUCUGGAACGAUCAGAACUGCAACAGACCACAGGGUUUCGUGUGCAAAAAGCCUGCCAGUGGGGCAGCUCUAAUUGUGUCCCCCACGCCCUUCCCCUCGGGCGGAUGUUCAAAUGGCUUCACCAGGGCGCCUGGCGGGCGUAACAAGUGUUUCUUGAUCGGAGGCGUCCAACAAAGUGCCAGGUUAAAUUACACCGAUGCUGUCAAGUUCUGUCGGAAAUUUGGUACAGGUUAUGAUAUUGCAAGCAUAGAAGACCAGUUCGAACAGCAGUUCGUGAUCUUGAUGAGUAAAGGUCAACGGAACAGCAUGUGGAUCGGCCUGACGGACCGGUUCCAAAACAACAAGUUCCUCUGGCAGGACCAGUCGCCCCUCAUCUACACCAACUGGGACGUCGGAGAGCCCACCAGCCGCUCUGAGAAUCCCCAGCAAAAGGGUGUGCAAAACUGUGUGCUCAUGCGCAUGUACAAACCAGGCUUUGAGGGGCGCUGGGCGGACACAGAGUGCUCUCAACCAAUGGGCUUCAUUUGUCAGACUAGCCAAGAUCCCAGUAUUGUGGUUACGACCCCAAGUAGCAACUGCGGAGUUGGUUACUCACGAUUCCAGAGCAGUUGUUACAAAGCAAGUGCGUCGUCUGACUCUCGAACCUGGUCUAACGCUCAGGUGGCAUGCCAGGCAGACGGCGGCGGAAACCUUGUGUCCAUAACGAGCGUCUACGAAUCUGCGUUCGUGCACAGUCUCGUCCUUCAGAACUACUCGUAUUGGAUCGGCCUGUCCGAUAGCAAGGUCAAGGGCGUGUACGGUUGGGUGGACGGUUGGCCCGUGGUGUAUACAAACUGGGGGUGGCAGGAGCCCUCGUAUGGACUCAACGGCAGCGGUUGUGUGAUCAGCAACAAUAAAGGAAAGUGGAACGAUACGGACUGCAAUCGACUGAUGCGAUACGUGUGUGAAAUUACAACAGCUGCACCACCAACGACCCCGCCCCCUUCAAAUAAAUGUCAGCAGACCGGUUGGAUUAUAAAUGGCGGUUACUGCUACAGCGCGUUUGUCAACACAGGUCGCUCAUGGCCCGAGGCCGCGAGGGAGUGCCACAAGCAAGGCGGCUACCUCGCUUCCGUUCACUCGCAGCAAGAAAUGACGUUCAUCUUCAACCUCGUGGCGCAAACAAAUGUCACUAACUCGCACUACAAGCCCAACAUCUGGAUCGGACUGGAGCAGGGCGGACAAGCCGGGUACACGUGGACGGACGGCACGGCGAUCAACUUCGUGAGCUGGAACGCGGGCGAGCCCUCUCUGCUGGGAAGCCACGGGCAGACGGAAGAAUGCGUGGAGUUCGACCGCAACACGGGCAAGUGGAACGACAUCGACUGCUACACUAACCGGGGAUACGUGUGCAAGUCCUCGCAAGUGAUGCCGACAUCAGGCUAUGCCACAUCGCCCGGUCAGUUCAUCGGCAACGGCAACGACUCCAUUCCUAUAUACAUAGCCCCAACUGGCCCUAUCGCUCCCAGACCGGGACAGGGAGUAACCCAAUUGCCUUACUUCACCAAUCCGGGCAUUCCUCUCGGUAGCCCUGGUCCCAAGCAGCCGCUGCAACAGCAGGGCCCCGUAGUUCAAAAUCAAACCCAAUCAUCCGGCAUGCAGACUGGCAGUAUUGUUGGUAUCAUUGUGGGCUGUCUUAUAGCCGUUGUGUUGGUCGGUGUGGGUUUGAUAGAACUCAAGAGGCGAGGGAUCGUGCGACCCCCCGCGGUCACUGCGCAGGAAGGAGGUCUAGGAUUCGCCAACGUUCUGUACGACAAAAAAGAUGGCGUCACUUUGGACUCAGAAUCUUAAAAUAUAACGUCAUAUUGUCCGUAAAAGACACACUUAAAAUUUAGCACUUCAAUGCAAAGUUUUAUUGUAAAAUUUCUGAGUUCGUUUGCAUGUAUCACUUAAUAUUUUUGCUUGUAUUUUGAGAAUAGUAUAUGUAUUUGUACUCGCACGAUAAUAAUAAAUUAUUGUUAAUUUAACUACUAGCAUUCAUGAUUUAUUCAAUGUGUGCAUGUUCGGCGUCACUUUGGACUUAAAGUCGUGAAUUAUGACGUCAUGUAUGACGCCAUGUGUGAAAGAUUGUAAGUGAAACACAUUUGAAAGGAAGCUUUUCAAUUCAAAUGUUUCAAUUAAAUAAGUCUUAUCUAUCACCUAAUGAUUGGUGAUUAUCAUAUUUUUACAUAAUUUUCACAUUUGUCCUUGCACGGUGAUACUUUUAAGUAGUGUUACUUUUGCUCUAAAAUUUAGUAUAAAAAUACAUGACUUACUAGUAUUUAAUUAGGACAUGUUUUACCAUUCUUAUCAUGCUUAAUAAUGUAAUAUAUCCGUGUGAAUAUUUAUGUGUAUCAUUAUAGUAAAAGAUUGUUUCUGGGUCA